AUAAGGAGUGGUGACAGGGAGGUGGACUCUGAGAAGGCCGGGCAGUUGAGGACAGGAGAGAGAAGGCUGCAGACCCAGAGGGAGGGAGGACAGGGAGUCGGAAGGAGGAAGACAGAGGAGGGCACACAGACACAGAGCAAGGGCGGCAAGGAGGAGACCCUGGUGGGAGGAAGACGCUCUGGAGAGAGAGGGGGCUGGGCAGAGAUGAAGUUCCAGGGGUCCCUGGCCUGCCUCCUGCUGGCCGUCUGCCUGGGCAGUGGGGAGGCUGGCCCCCUGCAGAGCGAAGGGGAAAGCACUGGGACAAAUACUGGGGAGGCCAUUGGGCAUGGCAUGGGAGACGCCCUCAGCCAAGGGGUGGGACAGGCCGUUGGCAAAGAGGCCGGAGGGAAAGCCGGCUCUAAAGUCAAUGAGGCCCUUGGCCAAGGGACCAGAGAAGCAGUCAGCACUGGAGUCAGGCAGGUUCCGGGCUUUGGCCCAGCAGAUGCUUUGGGCAACAGGGUCGGGGAAGCAACCCAUGCUCUGGGAAACACUGGGCAUGAGAUUCGCAGACAGGCGGAGGAUGUCAUUCGACACAGAGCAGAUGCUGUCCAAGGCUCCUGGCAGGGGGUGCCUGGCCACAAUGGUGCUUGGGAAACUUCUGGAGGCCAUGGCAUCUUUGGCUCUCAAGGUGGCCUUGGAGGCCAGGGCCAGGGCAAUCCUGGAGGUCUAGUGACUCCGUGGGUCCAUGGAUACCCCGGAAACUCGGCAGGCAGCUUUGGAACCAACCCUCAGGGAGCUCCCUGGGGUCAAGGAGGCAAUGGAGGGCCACCAAACUUUGGGACCAACACUCAGGGAGCUGUGGCCCAGCCUGGCUAUGGUUCAGUGAGAGGCAGCAACCAGAAUGAAGGGUGCACUAACCCCCCACCAUCUGGCUCAGGCGGAGGCUCCAGCAACUCUGGGGGAGGCAGCGGCUCACAGUCGGGCAGCAGUGGCAGUGGCAGCAAUGGUGACAACAAUGGCAGCAGCAGUGGUGGCAGCAGCAGUGGCAACAGCAGUGGCAGCAGCAGUGGUGGCAGUAGUGGCAACAGCGGUGGCAGCAGCAGUGGCAACAGUGGUGGCAGCAGCAGCAGCAACAAUGGUGGCAGCAGAGGUGACAGUGGCAGUGAGUCCUCCUGGGGAUCCAGCACCGGCUCCUCCUCCGGCAACCACGGUGGGAGCGGCGGAGGAAAUGGACAUAAACCCGGGUGUGAAAAGCCAGGGAAUGAAGCCCGCGGGACCGGCGAAUCUGGGAUUCAGGGCUUCAGAGGACAGGGAGUUUCCAACAACAUGAGGGAAAUAAGCAAAGAGGGCAAUCGCCUCCUUGGAGGCUCUGGAGACAAUUACCGGGGGCAAGGGUCCAGCUGGGGCAGUGGAGGAGGUGACGCUGUUGGUGGAGUCAAUACUGUGAACUCUGAGACGUCUCCUGGGAUGUUUAACUUUGACACUUUCUGGAAGAAUUUUAAAUCCAAGCUGGGUUUCAUUAACUGGGAUGCCAUAAACAAGAACCAGGUCCCGCCCCCCAGCACCCGAGCCCUCCUCUACUUCAGCCGACUCUGGGAGGAUUUCAAACAGAACACUCCUUUCCUCAACUGGAAAGCAAUUAUUGAGGGUGCAGACGCAUCAUCACUGCAGAAACGUGCAGGCAGAGCCGAUCAGCCGGGUGCAGGAUGGCAGGAGGUGGCAGCUGUAACUUCCAAGAACUACAAUUAUAACCAGCAUGCGUAUCCCACUGCCUAUGGUGGGCAGUAUUCAGUCAAGACCCCUGCAAAGGGGGGAGUCUCGCCUUCUUCCUCGGCAAUUUCUUCCAACCACCACCAAGGCCCCGAAAAGCACUGGUCAUCAGGGAGCUCCUCCCCUUGGCCCCCAGCCUGUGCCAGCCCUGGCCCGGCUGCCAUACCUCUGUUUCCUAGGCUGGGGACCCAGCUUGUCUCUCCUUGUUUCUUCCCACUGCACUGGGGUGCUUCAGUGACCACCAGCCUCAUCGGAUACACCAGCAUCUUUCUGUACCUCCUCCCUUUUGUGACCUGAAGUCACUGUGACAGUUCUCUAGGAAGGAGGAGCUUCCUACUUUUGAGUUUCUCUGUGGAAAUAAAACAUGAGUCUUGUUUCCCUA
Molecule: messenger RNA, 2131 nt
Organism: Pongo pygmaeus (Bornean orangutan)
Lineage: Eukaryota; Metazoa; Chordata; Mammalia; Primates; Hominidae
Gene: DMKN
Product: dermokine
Exons: 19
Coding region: 205-2046 (613 amino acids)
Biological process (GO): cornified envelope assembly
Source: RefSeq, a predicted model, not a curated record